GAGCGUCAAGCUUACACUUACAGAUCAGAACAAAAAAACAGCAGUCAACACUACAACAGUAUCAGUAGGCCCCAAGGACUGUCAAGUUGACAAAUUAAUUUCCUUGACUUGGAGGUUGAUUUACACGGUGUUACCAUGUUUUCUCAGUUCGACAGCGACACCAUAUUCAAUUCCGUCCUCAUAUUUGCUUGGCUUACUUUUCUGUGGGAAACAUACCUCUCAGUCCGACAGCGUCAUGUUGCGAAGACAAGUGAAAAAGCUCCUGAAGUCCUCAAAGGCGUUAUGGAUCAAGAAACCUUUGACAAGGCAAGGAGUUACCACCUAGACAAAAGUUCCUUUGGCCUGUUUAGCAGUGUUUUUCAUCAAUUUGAGUCCACAUUCAUUCUUUUGUUUGGAGGUUUCCCAUUCUUAUGGAAUCUUGGAAAGUCCAUUCUCAUCAGCCUGAACAUGCCACAAGGAGAGAUAAUGCAGUCCAUGGCAUUCAUUGUGUUGGGGAUCAUCUACUCCACAUUCUCGUCAUUGCCCUGGUCGCUGUACAGUACCUUUGUGAUUGAAGAAAAGCAUGGAUUUAACAAGCAGACAUUGGGCUUUUUUAUCAAAGACCAUCUGAAGCAGCUAGCAGUGGUUGUGGUCAUCUCACUGCCGGUCACUGCUGCACUGAUCUACAUCGUACAUGUUGGUGGGGAUUACUUUUUCAUCUACGCCUGGCUCUUCACCUUCACUGUUUCGUUGUUACUUGUGACUGUGUAUGCUGACUACAUUGCGCCACUGUUUGACAAGUUCACACCACUACCAGAGGGGGAGCUCAGGACUCGUAUAGAGGAGUUAGCCCUCAGCAUCAACUUCCCGCUCAAGAAACUCUUUGUUGUUGAAGGUUCCAAGAGGUCCUCUCACAGUAAUGCAUACUUCUACGGCUUUUUCAACAACAAACGUAUUGUCCUUUUUGACACUCUCUUGGAGGACUAUGCCCCUGCUAAUAAAGAAGAGGAGAAAGAAGAUAAAACAAAGGCAGAGGAGUCGAAUUCUGGGGACCAGGAGAAUGACACGCAAAGGACAGAUGACAAUAAGACUGAAGGGGCUGAGGAGACAGAUCAGGCGAAGAGCCAGGAAGACAGUGCAGAAAAGAAAAAGAAGAAAGUUGGCUGCAACAACGAGGAGGUGCUUGCUGUCCUGUGUCAUGAAUUGGGUCACUGGUACCACAGCCAUGUUCUCAAGCAGCUCAUUAUCUCACAGAUUAAUAUGUUUCUCUGCUUUGGCAUAUUUGCUGUACUGAUGAAAGAGAAGGUUUUGUUUGCCGCCUUUGGAUUUGAUGUGCAGCCAACCAUGAUAGGACUGAUCAUCAUAUUCCAGUUUAUUUUGGCACCAUAUAAUGAGGUUCUGUCAUUUGUCUUGACGUACAUGACGCGUAAGUGCGAGUUCCAAGCGGACGCCUUUGCUGCAGGGAUGGGCUGGAGUGACACUCUUCGCUCGGCCUUGAUCAAACUGAACGAGGAUAACCUGAGUUUCCCACUCAGCGACUGGCUCUACUCUGCAUGGCAUUUCUCCCAUCCCCCUCUUCUGGACCGUCUCAGGGCUCUUCACGACCAGCCGGAUAAAAAGACACAGUAGUCUGACCAAGUGCGCUGAUUAAUUGUCCAAGGUGUGCGUCUCAGAUCAGGUUUCUGUAUAUUGUUUUGUGUUAAUCGUUAACCGUUUUUGCUUCUGCAGGCCAAGCCAUGGGUUGAAUAAUGACGAUGAACUGUAUUUAGCAUACUCUCUAGGAAAGUGCUGAAUGUGCUUUACAGUACAUGUAAUGCAAAGAACAUAGAUUCCUCUUUUUCUCUUUCUGCUCAAUUGAAAGUAAAAAUAGCCUAUUUGCCAACUGAACUCUUAUGAGAAGAUAAGGACAGAUCAUCAUAAAAAAUAAUUCGUUCAUUUCUAACUUUACCACUGGGCUCAUUCUCAAGACCAUUGACAUUAAUUUUGAAGCUUGGAAGACAUUUUAUAAUAAUGGUGUGUUCAAUGAGCACGAUCUCAGAUUUACCUUUAUAUUCAGUUUAAGAUAAUUUUUGCUGUCCAUCCAGAUUGAUUUAUUUUGAAUGUAUUAAAAGUUGUGUCCACAAAGUUUGGAAUGUCUUCUUUAUUUCCAAAGAUGUACAUUUGGGUAUCAUCAACAGAUAUAUGUUAUUUCAUUUCAUACUUUUUAAAUCUUUAAGAUGUUGACAUGGGGCUGUGUGCAUACAGUGUGAAAAUCUCUGGUCCAGUGUAUUAAUGAGUGGAUGGUGGACUUCUGAAGUGCCAUUAACAUAAAACCUUUCAACUGUGAAAAAUUGUCAGUUAAAAUGCACCUUCAUUAACUCUAGAUGAGUUACAUGGAUAUGACAAAUACUUGGCUACUUCUCUUUAUCUAUUUUCCUUUAGUCAGCGGGCAGUAAGUUGCCAACUCCCCAAUUUUGAACCUUUGCAGUUAUGUGAUUUGGGAUGGACACCAAUAUUAUAUUGGGAGACAUAAAUAUGUGAUUGUGAGAGUGUGCAUGUAUGCGUGAUGCAACCAGCUAGACUGAGACACAUUUAAUUAUUUUGGUACUCUCAGAUUUUGUCAUUCCCUGCAAAGAAGAGAGCUGAUUAGUUGUUGUUCAUUUAGUGACAAUUAUUUUUAAAAAUUAAUUGGGGGUUGUGUUUUUUUUGUUCACUUGUCUUUAUUAGGAUGAAAAAAAA
This is a messenger RNA of Aplysia californica (California sea hare), 2697 nucleotides long. RefSeq names its product CAAX prenyl protease 1 homolog. The coding region runs from base 136 to 1608 and encodes 490 amino acids. The record is from RefSeq and is a predicted model, not a curated record. NCBI's taxonomy places the organism in Eukaryota, Metazoa, Mollusca, Gastropoda, Aplysiida, Aplysiidae. Gene Ontology annotation, cellular component: endoplasmic reticulum membrane. Gene Ontology annotation, molecular function: metalloendopeptidase activity. Gene Ontology annotation, biological process: CAAX-box protein processing. The transcript has 10 exons.